AUGCUUCUCGGGAGUUUAUUUUUCAUGACUUUACUCAUUUCUCAGAUUACAGAAAAGGUGAUACUUGGAGUAGAGGGUCAAGAAUUGGUUUACCCUAAAAAACUUCCUGUGGUACAGAAGCGAGAUGUUUGGCACACCCAUGACUAUGACACUCAGGAAACUUAUGAAGAAGAAUUGUUGUAUGAAAUAAGUCUAAGUAGAAAAAGCUUUAUACUUCAUCUUUUAAGAUCAAGGGAGUUCCUAGCCUUGAAUUACAGUGAAACCUACUAUUCCACAAAAGGAGGGGAGAUCACUAGGCAUCCUCAGAUCAUGGAUCACUGUUUUUACCAAGGAUCCAUUAUACAUGAAUAUGAUUCUGCUGCCAGUAUCAGCACAUGUAAUGGUCUGAGGGGGUUCUUCAGGGUAUACGACCAAAGGUAUCUCAUCGAACCAGUGAAAUAUUCAGAUGAAGGAGAACAUUUGGUGUUCAAAUAUAACCCGAAGAUGCAGUAUGCUGCCAAUCACUCUUGUACAGAGCUCAAUUUUACCAGGACAACUGUUCCAAACAAUAAUAGUAAAUACAUGGAGGACAUCAAAAUGGGAGUUAUCCAUACAGAAAAGUAUGUUGAACUAUUCAUUGUUGCUGAUAAUAACGUGUAUCACAGGAAUAAACAUCACGGUAAACUGAGGAACCGAGUUUGGGGAAUGGUCAAUUUUGUCAACAUGAUUUAUAAAACCUUGGACAUUCAUGUUACAUUGGUUGGCCUUGAAAUGUGGACAAAUGGAGAUAAAAUAGAAAUAGAUUCCAAUAUAGAAACUACUUUAUUGCGUUUUUCAGCUUGGCAAGAAACAAUCCUUAGAAAAAGGAAGAAUUUUGAUCAUGCUUUGUUGCUCAGUGGGAAGUGGCUCUACACGAAUGCUCAAGGAACUUCUUAUCCAGAGGGCAUGUGCCUACCCUAUUAUUCCUCUAGUGUUGUUAAGGAUCUUUUACCUGAUCUAAAUAUAGUUGCAAGCAGAAUGGCACAUCAGCUGGGGCAUAGUCUUGGCAUGCAGCAUACUGAUUACCCAUGUACCUGUACUUUGGGAAGAUGUGUGAUGGAUGGUAGUGGAAGCACCCCUGCACUAAAAUUCAGUAAGUGCAACAGAAUCCGGUACAUGCAAUUCCUGAAGGAUUAUAGGCCAACGUGCAUGUUUAAUGCUCCAUUUUUUGAUAAGUUCAGUGAUUCCCCAUACUGUGGAAACAAAAAGUUGGAUGAUGGAGAAGAAUGUGAUUGUGGCCCUGUUCAGGAGUGCAGUAAUCCUUGUUGUGAUGCGAAGAAGUGUGUGUUGAAGCCAGGAUUUACUUGUGCAGAAGGAGGAUGCUGUGAGUCUUGUCAGAUGAAAAAAGCAGGAUCCAUAUGCAGACCAGCAAAAGAUGAAUGUGAUUUUCCUGAAGUGUGUACUGGCCACUCGUCUGGAUGUCCCAAGGACCGAUUCCAAGAAAAUGGGUUCCCUUGCAAAAAUGCAAAAGGCUACUGCUUCAUGGGGAGAUGUCCCACCCGGGAUGACCAGUGCUCUGAAUUGUUUGAUAAUGGAGCUAAAGACAGUUCUGAUAUCUGCUACCUGAUGAAUAAAAAAGGAAACAGAUUCGGAUACUGCAAAAAUAAGGAAAACCGAUUAAUUCCCUGUGAAAAGAAAGAUGUCAAAUGUGGAAAGAUAUACUGCACCGGAGGGCAGCACUCAUCUGUCCUUGGAGAAGAAAAGACCUAUUACUUUAAUAAAACCCCAAGGCAGAAUGUCACCGCUGAAUGCAAAACUUUUUAUUUAUAUCACAAUUCUAAAGAUUUGGGCCUGGUUGCUCCUGGAACAAAAUGUGGCGAUGGAAUGGUGUGCAGCAAUGGUGAAUGUGUGACUAUUGAAAAUGCCUACAAUUCAACCAGUUGCUCCUCUCAGUGCAAUGAAAAUAUUGUGGAUGGCAGUGAACUCGAGUGCCUGUGUAAGGAUGAACAGGUAUCUGUGGACUGGGAAGAAAGCUUAAAUGUUACCAAUCUCUCCAUUCUGGUUGUCGUGCCUAUCCUGGUUGUUAUCAGUAUUGGGAUUAUCACAUUAUUAAUUCGUUCCCAAAAAUGUAUUAAACUGAAGCUAGUUCAGAGCCCACCCAGAGAAACACUGGGAGUGGAGAAUAAAGGAUACUUUGGUGAGGAGCAGCAGACAAGGACUGAGCCAGUCUUACCUAAUAUUCAUCCGCUACACAAACCGGCAAGUAGAGAUUCAAGAGGACUCACAGAUCCUAAUCAAAUUGCCAACAUGCUGUAUGCAAUUAUUUUUUCAUUCGCUGAAAUAAUGGUUUCAAGUGCUAAACGCAAACUUAAUGAUUCAAUUAAAUAA
This is a messenger RNA of Pteropus alecto (black flying fox), 2346 nucleotides long. It is a transcript of the gene ADAM7, whose product is annotated as ADAM metallopeptidase domain 7. The coding region runs from base 1 to 2346 and encodes 781 amino acids. The record is from RefSeq and is a predicted model, not a curated record. NCBI's taxonomy places the organism in Eukaryota, Metazoa, Chordata, Mammalia, Chiroptera, Pteropodidae. The transcript is spliced from 22 exons. Gene Ontology annotation, molecular function: metalloendopeptidase activity. Gene Ontology annotation, cellular component: plasma membrane. Gene Ontology annotation, biological process: proteolysis.